GAAGGGGAAAUCAGAAUUGGCCCCAUCGGCAACCUCAACACAGAAAUACACCCUUUUUUUUAUUUAAAUAGAAGCUACAGAAAACUGGGACUCCACACACGCACAUACAGGAGGAUCUGCAGCCUGCGCUCGGUUGCGGUGCGUGCUGCUGUGCGUGCGUGCGUGCUGGAUGUUUGAGCUCGGAUCUUUGCGUACAUUCAGAGGGGAAACCGGGUGAAGAAGAAGAAGAAGAGGGAGAAGAGGAGGAAAAAAAAGGAGAAAGGACAAUGCUGUUUUAUAUCGUCUUUGACAAAUGAGGCGUCAGUCAUAGGGGAUGCCGCAUAGAUUUGACAAUAAUCACCGGUACUAUUUCGAUUAUUGCUAUCGGUAUUUCGGAUCCAGCCCUUGUCCCGGCAUCUCACCCUUGGCAGAGGCUAUUUCAGGGAUACAUUCCAGCUUACUGUACAUUGUCUUCUAAUAUUACAAGGAUCUGCUGUGGGUGCGGGCCGCUGUGGAGGCUUCCAUCCUUUUUACGCACGGUGUUUGUUCGUUUCCUCCGGAUGCCUUUGACUGAAUACUCCCUGGAUGUGUGACCGACUAAUGUUUUAUUUGGCCGCCGCAUGAAUUCACCCACCGGAUCCUCGUCGGUGUACGCUGCUGUCCUCCUCCUCCUCCUCCUUCUCCUCCACCUCCUCCUCCUCCUGCUGCUGCCGUUUCUCUCAGAGGGCACUACCCUCCCUGCCGCUAAAGACAUUUUGAUCGUCCUCCCUAGUUCCCCCAUCACUCCGCCUGCCUCCUCCUCCACCACCUCCACCUCAUCCUCCACCACCACCUCCUCCUCCUCCGUAACAUGUCGGGACAGUCUUUGACGGACCGGAUCGCCGCCGCGCAGCACAGCAUGACCGGGUCUGCCAUCAGCAAAGCCGUCUGCAAGGCCACGACGCAUGAAGUCAGCGGACCCAAGAAGAAACACCUUGACUACCUGAUCCACUGCACCAAUGAGCUGAACGUCAGCAUCCCCCAUCUGGCAGACACACUCCUGGAGCGAACGGCUACCAACAGCUGGAUUGUGGUUUUCAAAGCCCUCAUCACCACACACCACCUCAUGAUGUACGGCAACGAGAGAUUGAUGCAGUACCUAGCCUCCAGAAACACGCUCUUCAACCUCAACAACUUUCUAGAUAAGGCUGCACUACAAGGAUAUAACAUGUCAACCUUCAUCAGACGCUACAGCCGCUACCUGAAUGAAAAAGCCAUGUCAUACAGAUUAGCAGCCGUGGACUUCACCAAGAUGAAGAGAGGGGCUGAUGGCGUAAUGCGCACUAUGAACACAGAGAAGCUGAUUAAGACUCUGCCCAUCAUUCAGACCCAGCUGGAUGCACUGCUGGAUUUCCAGCCGAAUUCCAACGAGCUGACCAACGGAGUGAUCAACACAGCUUUCAUGUUGCUGUUUAAAGACUCCAUACGGUUGUUUGCAGCUUACAACGAAGGGGUCAUCAACAUGCUGGAGAAAUACUUUGACAUGAAGAAGAACCAGUGCAAAGAAGCGUUGGAGAUCUACAAGACGUUCCUCAACAGGAUGACCAAACUAUCCGAGUUCCUCAAAGUUGCAGAGCGAGUUGGGAUAGAUCAGGGCGACAGCCCCGAUCUCACACAGGCUCCCAGUUCUCUGUUGGAGGCUCUGGAGCAGCAUCUGGCCUCUCUGGAGGGCAGGAAACUCAAGGAACUCUCCACCGCCAGCAGAUCCAGCACCCUGUCCAGUGCAGUGUCCUCUCUCUCCAGCACUGGGAUCUCACUCAGCCGGAUGGAUGACAAGGCAGAGGACAAUAGACUGCAGCAACACAAGGAGGACGGUCCUAAGGUGAUAGACAUUCAGACGCCCAAUGUGUCACCCAGCACCCAGUCAGUGGGCAGUGCCAACAGCAGUGGAGGAGCCACGGACCUCUUCUCUAACUCACCCAUCGUACCCGUCAACAACCAUGUGCCAAACCUGACCAGUGAGCUGUUCACCCUGCAGCCUAACUUCACCCCCAUCCAGACCACACACACUGUGCCCAACAAUAACAAUGCCUGGGGAGGUGAUCUGUUGAAACCAGCCCCGCCCACUCAAAUUCACAGCCCUGGAGCCCCGUUGCACUCUGGGAAAAUGCUGCCCAAUGAUUUGGACUCUUCAUUAGCCAACCUUGUUGGCAACCUGCAGUUUGGGGGAACACCAGCCAAAAAGCCAGAGCUCCAGUGGAGUCAGCUGGUAGAGAAGAAGCCGACAGGAGGAAGCGGCUGGCAGUCAAAGACUAUGUGCACCAGCACUAACUGGACUCAUAGUACACAUCCCAUGGCACCUGCACCCAUGCCCGUCCCACAGAUGAACGGGAUGAUCUAUACUGGCUAUGCUCCAGCACCAGUGGCUUUUCCUAUGACGACACCCCAAGUGCCUGUGUAUGGAAUGCUCCCUCCUCAGAUGGGUCAUCAGAUGGGAGGUGUUCCCAUGAUGCCCCCUCAGCCUGUCAUGUACAACCAGCCUGUCCUGAGACCCACCAAUCCUUUUGGACCCAUCCCGGGAACACAGAUGCACUUCAUGUAGGGAUGAUAUUGUAACCAUGGCAGCAAAGCUGAGAGAGAGAGAGAGAUAAAGAGAGAGAGAAGGCAAGAGACGGAGAGAAAGAGUCGAAGAAAACAAAUCCAGAACCAAAUCACAAAGCAGGAGCAAGAGGAAGAAAGAAAGAAGAGGAUGGAGAAGCAGUGAAAGAAAGAGCAAAAGAAAGAGGGAGGGAGGGGAGAGGAAGGAGGAGAGAGGACUACAGGACGGAUAAGAGAUGAAAUGCUGAUCUCUAAUCUCCUCUCCUCUCUCCAUGUGACUACCAAAACCCUCUGUCUCUGAAUCUAUAAUACCGGGACACAAGAGGCUCUGCAUCAAUCCCACUCAUCCUGUUUGAUUUGCCGUUUUCUGAAUGAGUAAAGUGCUGUCCGUUUAAAUCGACAAUUACUCCCUGUAAUGAUGCUACGAAGGCUGACAGCUCUAUCAGUGCAGAAGCUUCACGGCCAUUUCUUCUAACUUCCUUGUCAUGACAAUUUCCUGUAUAAAAACAGCUCUCCUAACUCUGCCACUACCCCUCUCCUGCCCAUCACUGAAUCAGACUCGGAGGACACACAUCUCUUUCUCAGAUUGGAUCGUUUGCUGGCACUUUACUCUGUGUGAACUUUGCCAAGGGUGUAUGUCUGUGUAGGUGAUUUUAGCAUCUUGUUCAGAUCGGUUUCCUGGUUGUGUGUGUUGUCCGUCACCUGAUGUCAGAAGUAAUUGAUUUGUAUGCGCGUGUGUGCGUGAUCCAUUUUUCUACAUUUCAGCGUGCUGCAUCGACCUUACUCUUUAAGUCCUUUAUGAGCUGUUUGUUCUUAAUUGCCAACUACACAUGAAGAAGUCGAUGUGGAGCGCUAAUAUGUGGGCAUGUUUGUGUGGGUGUGGAUGGACGUAGCUGUAUAGGGUACAUACUGUAUGUAUUUCUCUUUUGGUACCUGAUGUCAUUACUGUGUUGCCAGGUACCAACGUGUUAAUGCACUGGAACUACUUAUGAAAGCACUGAGCCAGACCCAGGCAUCGCAUUUGGAUGUAUACAAACCUCUUACACUAACAUGCUGUACACACUGUGUAUUUCGUUUUCUCCUCCUCUACAGCUGUGCAAUAUCAUGCAAUCUAGUUAACUGUCUUUUCCACUCAUCAGUAGACUUUUUAGAAGUGGUUUCCUGCUGUAGUGUUUGUCCACAUCAGGAGUCUGUACAGUUUUAGUUUUGUUUGUUUUAUAAACGUGUUUUAACUCCUUUUGUUUACCCACACUGCUCUAAAAGUAGACAAAAAUGCACUGAGAGCCAGACAGAGAGGGGACUUCAUAUGAGUAUGUAGGUGAUUCUCAGUCUUUGCAAUCAGAAACUCCCAAAAAUAUGAUGUCCUCCCUGUUCUGAGCAUUAGUCCUGUUCAAAAUUAGCCCCCCCCUCCCCUUUAAAUGCCAGAAAAACCUGGGCGAGGUUAACUAUAGGAGCCAGAGGAAAAAGAUUUGUUUCUGUAGUGUUAACAUUUAUGGACAGGGGAGAUAAAGGUCAAUUGGAGGAGUCAACUAAGGCCGUACAAAAGCAACUGAGUGUAAUGUCUGUCGAUCACGACCCUGCCUGCAGUGACGACGCAGAUUAAUUCAGACAGCCAGAGACGUGAGGCUUUAAUGAGACGUUAAAUGUUAAUGUGGCUUUUCUGGCAAAUCCAAGGUCGAGUUAGACCCACAGACAGACGGUAUAAAUAGCACAAACCUUCAAAGAGGGGACAAUGCUCUGCUGCACAAAACCUAAAAUCAUUGCUGGGAUGUACAGUUGAAAGGGGCAAUAAUCGACUGGGGAUGAAGUUGUUUUCUAUUGACUGUGUCUGUUUUAUGUACAUGUACUGUAUGUGUGUUUGUGUGCACAUGCCUUCCCAUAGAUAAACAGGGUCAUGUUCUUCGGUGAAGAGAUUGAAAGGUCUCCAAAGCGAGCUGGUAGCGUGCCCUAACUUUAGCAGUGGGUGUUUUUGUGACCGUGUCCAAGUCUGUACUACAUGACAUCGAUUCAAGGUGGCUCUAGGAUCACUCAUCUGCUGACAAAUGCAAAAAGUUCCUUAAGUUCACUGGAUGCUGGAAUCUCUGAAGUGAAUCUACGGCAAACCUCUCCAGAACAGCUGGAGCUGCACACGCUGAUGAUUCCUGUUGAGUACGUGUUGGUGGGAGACCUUUUAGGAUUCGCUCUUGGACUGUAACUGCUGGCUACGCAAAAAAAA
Messenger RNA from Sphaeramia orbicularis (orbiculate cardinalfish), 4771 nucleotides. Its product is annotated as phosphatidylinositol-binding clathrin assembly protein-like. The transcript is spliced from 19 exons. Gene Ontology annotation, cellular component: clathrin-coated vesicle; synaptic vesicle; clathrin-coated pit. Gene Ontology annotation, biological process: clathrin-dependent endocytosis; synaptic vesicle budding from presynaptic endocytic zone membrane; clathrin coat assembly. Gene Ontology annotation, molecular function: 1-phosphatidylinositol binding; phosphatidylinositol-4,5-bisphosphate binding; clathrin heavy chain binding. The record is from RefSeq and is a predicted model, not a curated record. NCBI's taxonomy places the organism in Eukaryota, Metazoa, Chordata, Actinopteri, Kurtiformes, Apogonidae. The coding region runs from base 830 to 2560 and encodes 576 amino acids.